AUGAAACGCAUAUUCCUACUACUAUUGCUACGGAUACCUCGUGACGCCGAGUCGGCCCACGCCGCACAAACUCAAGCAGCAUUUCUUUCCUUUCUUAGAAGACAUCAUCAAGAACAUUCGGAGCAAACAAACUCGGAAGAAAUCACACCCAACUUGCUGGUGGUAGAAGAACAAACACAGGCAACUGUUCGAACACAAGGGCGAAUAGCAGUCAAGGCACCCCCGCCAGAACAACCCUGGUCCUUUGAUCAAAUCAACGAAACGGCCAAUGUUUGGGCACUAUCUCCCGAUGAGACAAUGAAGCUAUCCAUGCUACAAGAACGGCUUCAGAACCUUCCUCACCCCAAAAACAAUCCACAUGAUGUCGCCCGCUUUCUCAAAGAAUACAGCGGUGACGUCGAACAAUGCGAGUCCCAGUUCCGUCAAAUGAUUGAAUGGAGACAAAACACCAACGCCGAUUCCUUUUUGGAGAAUUAUCAGCCGCCAAAAGACUUUGCCAAAUUUCCAGCAGGCAUUCUCAAGGGUCGCGAUUGGGAUGGAGAUCCUGUUCAUGUGGAACGAACUGGAGCUGCCGAUGGACUUGGUCUAUUGCGGAAAUAUGGAAGAGAGGAAAUGGUCAAGCAUGGCAUCUGGCUUCGAGAAAUCCAAUCGCGAGGAGAAUGGCUCGAAGAGUACGAACGUGAAGAAGGACAUAAGAUGAAGAGCUUUACAGUGAUUAUGGAUUUCAAGGACCUCAAUCGCCGGCAUCUUACACCUUCUUUGAUGUCAGCAGGCCAGGAGAUUUCCAAGUUAGUCACGGACAACUAUCCAGGAUAUGCCAAGCGCUUCCUAGUCAUUCGAACACCCGGCAUCUUUCACUUCGCAUGGAACGCCUUCAAACCAUUCAUUGACGAGAGUACAAGGAAAAAAAUUGUAUUUCUGAAGGACAAAGAUUACUAUGAAGACCUCAAACAAUACCUCGACCCUAGCAUUCUCCCGAUCGAAAUAUGCCCGGAAGGAUCGGGACAGGCCAUUGAUGAAAUUUCCCCAGCAUGGGAGGGCGGUUUGAUUGGCAACGCAAAGUAA
Messenger RNA from Cylindrotheca closterium, 1065 nucleotides. NCBI's taxonomy places the organism in Eukaryota, Bacillariophyta, Bacillariophyceae, Bacillariales, Bacillariaceae. The record is from the annotation of a GenBank genome assembly.